AUGGGGGUCUUCUCAGAAUGUGGCGAUGCGACCUUUUGGUUCGUUAUUCCCAAACGGCGUCGCCAGUCUAGCCGACUGAAUUGGUUUAGGUUGGCAGAAGAAGAGCUGGGAUACGACAGGGAUUCAAGUCCAGAUGGAUACGCCCUGCAGCCAGCAGAUAGCUAUAGUCAUCUACUCCUUGCUACAGUUAAUAUGUCUGAGCCGUUGAUGAAUCACGUUUCGGAAGAUAUAGCCAACAAAGAAUGUCUGACGAGGAGUCGAAAGGACAACACUCUGAUUCUUGCUCCCUGCAUACAAGAAAGAUCGUGGUCUUGGCAAUUCAAUGAUAACGGAAUAUUAUAUUUUGAGAAAAAGAAAAAGAGCAAGAAUCGUGGAACGCCAAAGGGAAAACGACUCCUUGGUAAGCAAAAAAUAUUGGAGUGCGUUGGGAAAAAUUCAACUGAUGCAGUAAUAUUCCCCUGCAACGGGAGAGCAUCUAGCACUUCAAAGAACGGUACAAGGGCUGUUAAAAUUGUUGUCGUUCAACAAGUUAAAGCCUUGUCAAGUGGUUCCAGGUCUUUUGGAAUGAACGGUGUUAGUGACGACGAAAUACCUGCAGAACACACUGUUGUGGACGAUGUGAAUGAAACGGACGUGACGCCCCCCAUACAUUAUCCUCCAUCCUAUGUUGAUAUUGCUCAUAUCCAUGCAUCAGGUGCAGCAGUCCACGCUCAAUUGAACGCCGGUGCUUCACGGUUGGCGUCGCUCUCCCGUCCAAAGGAACCCGCUACCGAAGCAACACAAGAACGUUUUCCGCUGCAAUUCCUUGUCGAUACAAACCCAAUCCUCCUUGCCAACACGGAAUCGUCGGCGCAAAGCCGGCAAAGAACCGACAGAAUAAAGAUUGAAAUGAAGAUCCCGAAUGCAGGCACCACGCUACCUAAGAUGCAAAUGAACCCAUACGUUGCAAAUUCCAAGGACAACCUCUGGACGGAUCCAAAAACCGGGCUGGUCUAUCACACUGAUCUUUGCAACUAUCUUGGAUACAAUCGAAAAGAAGCUGGUCGGCAUACGCUGACUGGUGUUGGGCAGUAUAUGAAAACUGCUUUCAAUAUCAAGGUAUAUGGCGUAGCUCUCUACGUGUCAAAACGAGACGUGCUUGCUGAUCCGGCGAUGGUACCCUUUGCCGGCCUCACAUCGGAAGAACUACGGGAGAGUGAUGAUUUUUAUUCAACCCUUCGACACAUGAUAUCCCAACCUGAUUCAAACGGCUUCGAUAGAACGCUAUUCAUAAAGACAAAUAUGCAGCUUGGUCUGGAUACGAUGCAAAAUAGUCUACAAGCUGAUUGGAAGCUCCUCACGUCGGAGGCCAAAGAUACUCUAAUCGGGUGUAGUAUGAAACCACGGCCCGCAUCAGAUAGAAUGCUGUCAAUAAUCGAGUCGGCGGACAACCCAAGCAAGUGCUCUUGCGCCCAAAAUGCCCCUGAAUCGUAUGCUGCUGAUCCAUCUUGUUGUGCAAGAGGGACCGAGUUGGUGUUUACAUGGGUCAAAGAUGGGCAUUUGGAGAUUCGUUUGAAUGGUGAUCUGAUGGAUAGAUUCCAUAGACCCGAUAUUGCUGCUGGAAUAUUCUUCGAAUACCUACGGCUCGAUGACCCCAUGUCACACGAUUUCCUUGACCAUGUACCCGAUGGCUUUCCAUCUUUGCUCGCUCCUUUGUCGCAAGUCAGAGGUGUGGGCACCCCACGUCUCAAGAAACCAGCUUCGAACUUCAAGAGGACGCAGGCAAGUCACAAAGUUGCCAAGCUUUUUGGGGGUAUCGGAGAUGCAAUUGCAUCACAAGCUUCGCAUAUUGCUGGACUUGUACAUAAUGGGGCACACGAACUGACAAACAAUGCCGUAAAUACAAUGCGAUCGGUUGGGGGUGCAGCUCGUAACUUAGGCGACGAAAUGGACCGACGUCGUGACUUGAUUGGCAAGCACCUUUCCGGUUUUGCAUCUUCGUUUUAUUCCCGUGGGCAAAAAGCACUUGUUCCAUCACUUCCAAAAUCCAUCGGCAACAUGAGCAACGUGAUGAUACCAAAUGAAGUACUACUAGAAGAAGAAGAAGACAACGGCAGCAGUGGAAUCCUCAGAAACUUGAUUCUAUUUCUCACAAAGACGCCGACUUCGACAGAAUUGGAUGAAAUCGCUCCUAUGAUGCGGGUAACCUCGAAUUCGUCACAGCAAUACUUCACUGGUAUGGUUCAUUUCUAUUUGCUUCUUCUUCUGAUUGUCAGCUUUCCCGCUAACUUGACGACGAAGACGAAAUUGGUAGUAGUCCGAAAGCCAGUUCAGCAAUUUGAAACUGCAGUUCAUGAAUACAAAGGGAAAAACAGCCAUGGACUGAAGAUGGGAAACCAUUAUAAUCGAUAG
Molecule: messenger RNA, 2391 nt
Organism: Cylindrotheca closterium
Lineage: Eukaryota; Bacillariophyta; Bacillariophyceae; Bacillariales; Bacillariaceae
Source: the annotation of a GenBank genome assembly